CUGUCAGUCAAAUGAUUUGCUCAAAAGUUUUAUUUAUCUGUGGUUCAGCUUGCUGAAUGCCAGCAAAAAAACGUUUGUAAACGAAUUUAUUUAAUUCGAGAUUAGAAAUGUUUAUGAAUUGUGUAGAUAUCGAAAAUCGAAUAGUUACAUUUUAAAAAUAGGAAAAAGGCAAUAUGUCGAUUCCCCCAUAUUUGAUGGGUCCACCCAACCCAUGGGCCGCAAUGAUGGCCCAGCAGCAGCUUGUGGCAGCUCAUGCACAAGCCCAAGCUCAUGCUGCUGCUGCACAGGCACACGCUCAUGCUAUGCAGCAGCAAAUGCCUCCACCUCAUCCAAAACCAGACGUGAUGACUGAGGACAAGCUGCAAGAAAAAUCACAAAAAUGGCAGCAGCUCCAGUCAAAGCGCUAUGCUGAUAAACGUAAAUUAGGAUUUGUCGAGGCACAGAAGGAGGAUAUGCCACCGGAACAUAUAAGAAAAAUUAUAAGAGAUCAUGGUGAUAUGAGCAGUAGGAAAUAUAGGCAUGACAAGAGAGUUUAUCUUGGGGCUUUGAAAUAUAUGCCACAUGCAGUUAUGAAGCUAUUGGAAAAUAUGCCUAUGCCUUGGGAACAAAUACGAGAUGUCAAAGUACUCUAUCACAUAACCGGUGCCAUCACAUUUGUUAAUGAAAUUCCUUGGGUGAUAGAGCCUGUUUAUAUUGCACAAUGGGGAACCAUGUGGAUUAUGAUGAGGAGAGAAAAGAGAGAUCGUCGUCAUUUUAAGCGAAUGAGGUUUCCCCCAUUCGAUGAUGAGGAACCUCCUUUAGAUUACGCUGAUAACGUGUUGGAUGUUGAACCAUUGGAGGCAAUUCAAAUUGAGUUAGAUGCAGAUGAAGAUUCGGCCAUUGCUAAGUGGUUUUAUGAUCACAAGCCUUUAGUUGGCACUAAAUAUGUGAACGGUUCAACAUACAGAAAAUGGAAUCUCACCCUACCUAUGAUGGCCACCCUUUAUAGGCUAGGAAAUCAAUUACUCACAGAUUUGGUAGAUAACAAUUACUUUUAUCUCUUUGAUACCAAAAGUUUCUUCACCGCCAAAGCUUUGAACAUGGCUAUUCCUGGAGGUCCCAAAUUCGAACCACUGAUUAAAGAUAUGAAUCCAGCAGAUGAAGAUUGGAAUGAGUUCAAUGAUAUCAAUAAGAUUAUAAUAAGACAACCCAUUCGAACUGAAUAUAGGAUUGCUUUUCCUUAUCUCUACAAUAACAUGCCACAUUUUGUUCAUCUUUCAUGGUAUCACGCCCCCAAUGUGGUCUACAUCAAAACAGAGGAUCCUGAUCUGCCGGCGUUCUACUUCGAUCCUUUGAUCAACCCCAUUUCCCAUCGUCAUGCAGUGAAGAGCUUGGAGCCUCUACCGGAAGAUGAUGAAGAAUAUAUUUUACCCGAUAAUGUUCAACCGUUCUUGCAAGAAACUCCGUUGUACACGGACAAUACAGCUAACGGUAUUGCCCUUCUGUGGGCGCCAAGACCUUUCAAUAUGAGAUCAGGUCGCUGUAGGAGAGCCAUCGACAUCCCCCUGGUGAAAAGUUGGUACAUGGAACACAGCCCACCAGGUCAACCUGUGAAGGUACGCGUCAGUUACCAGAAACUGCUAAAGUACUACGUGUUGAACGCGUUGAAACACAGGCAUCCGAAACCCCAAAAGAAGCGUUACCUCUUCAGAUCGUUCAAGGCGACCAAAUUUUUCCAAACUACCAACAUCGAUUGGGUGGAGGCCGGCUUACAGGUCUGCAGGCAGGGUUAUAACAUGCUCAACCUCCUCAUCCACAGAAAGAACCUGAAUUAUCUCCACUUGGAUUACAAUUUCAACUUGAAGCCGGUGAAAACUCUGACCACGAAAGAGAGGAAGAAGUCUAGGUUCGGAAACGCUUUCCAUCUCUGCAGAGAAAUCCUCCGUUUGACCAAGUUGAUCAUAGAUUCUCACGUUCAAUACAGAUUGAACAACGUGGACGCUUUUCAAUUGGCCGACGGUCUGCAGUAUAUUUUCGCGCACGUGGGGCAAUUGACCGGAAUGUACCGUUACAAAUACAAACUAAUGAGACAGAUUCGAAUGUGCAAGGAUCUCAAACAUCUCAUAUAUUAUAGGUUCAACACAGGACCAGUGAGCAAAGGCCCCGGUUGCGGCUUUUGGGCCCCAGGAUGGAGGGUGUGGCUCUUCUUCAUGCGAGGCAUCACCCCACUAUUGGAGAGGUGGCUUGGAAACCUGCUGUCGCGUCAGUUCGAAGGUCGUCACUCGAAGGGCGUGGCCAAGACGGUGACCAAGCAGAGGGUGGAGUCUCAUUUCGAUCUGGAGUUGAGGGCUUCCGUUAUGCACGACAUAGUCGACAUGAUGCCUGAAGGUAUCAAGCAGAAUAAGGCGAGGACGAUACUGCAACAUUUGUCUGAAGCUUGGAGAUGUUGGAAGGCGAAUAUUCCGUGGAAAGUACCCGGAUUGCCGAUUCCAAUAGAAAAUAUGAUCCUUCGUUACGUGAAGAUGAAGGCCGAUUGGUGGACAAACACAGCCCACUACAACAGGGAGAGAAUACGUCGUGGUGCCACAGUGGACAAGACUGUCUGUAAGAAGAACCUGGGCAGGCUCACCAGGUUGUACCUGAAGGCCGAACAAGAACGUCAGCACAACUACCUUAAAGAUGGACCAUACAUCUCUCCCGAAGAAGCCGUAGCUAUAUACACGACCACGGUCCAUUGGUUGGAAUCCAGGAGGUUCGCACCUAUACCAUUCCCGCCUUUGUCGUACAAACACGACACCAAACUCUUAAUCUUAGCCUUGGAGAGAUUAAAAGAGGCGUACAGCGUCAAAUCCAGGCUCAACCAAAGCCAGAGGGAGGAGCUCGGUCUUAUUGAACAGGCCUACGAUAACCCUCACGAGGCGUUGUCCAGGAUUAAGCGUCAUCUGUUGACGCAGCGUGCCUUCAAAGAGGUGGGAAUUGAAUUUAUGGACCUCUACAGUCAUCUGAUACCAGUGUACGAUGUUGUGCCAUUGGAAAAAAUAACUGACGCUUAUUUGGAUCAGUACCUUUGGUACGAAGCCGACAAACGUAGGCUGUUCCCUCCAUGGAUCAAACCUGCUGAUACCGAACCACCGCCGUUGUUGGUUUACAAAUGGUGUCAAGGUAUAAAUAAUUUAGCAGAAGUUUGGGACGUGGGCGAAGGCGAAUGCAACGUCCUGCUCGAAUCCAAAUUCGAAAAGCUGUACGAGAAAAUAGAUUUAACCCUUUUGAACAGACUGCUACGUCUGGUGGUCGACCACAACAUAGCCGAUUAUAUGACGGCCAAAAACAACGUGGUCAUCAACUACAAGGACAUGAACCACACCAACAGUUACGGGGUGAUCAGGGGACUCCAGUUCGCUUCGUUCAUCACCCAGUACUACGGUCUGGUGUUGGACCUGUUGGUGCUGGGUCUGCAGAGAGCCAGCGAGAUGGCGGGACCUCCGCAGAUGCCGAACGACUUCCUCACGUUCCAGGACGUACAGACCGAAACCUGUCAUCCCAUCAGGCUCUACUGUCGUUACGUCGAUAAGAUACACAUGUUCUUCCGAUUUUCAGCGGAAGAAGCUCGAGAUCUGAUCCAAAGAUACCUGACGGAACAUCCCGAUCCCAACAAUGAGAACAUCGUAGGUUAUAACAACAAAAAAUGCUGGCCAAGAGACGCAAGGAUGAGGCUGAUGAAACACGACGUGAAUUUGGGACGUGCUGUGUUCUGGGACAUCAAAAAUCGUCUGCCAAGAUCGGUUACCACCAUUCAGUGGGAAAACAGUUUCGUCAGCGUUUAUUCGAAAGACAAUCCCAAUUUAUUAUUCAACAUGUCCGGAUUUGAAUGCAGAAUUCUUCCUAAGUGUCGAACCCAACACGAAGAAUUCAAUCACCGAGACGGAGUAUGGAAUUUACAGCACGAAGGUAGCAAAGAAAGAACGGCUCAGUGUUUCUUGAGGGUAGAUGAUGAGUCAAUGGGGCGUUUCCAUAACAGAGUGAGACAGAUACUCAUGGCCUCCGGCUCAACCACAUUCACAAAGAUCGUGAACAAAUGGAACACGGCCCUAAUCGGUCUCAUGACCUAUUUCCGAGAAGCUGUUGUGAACACUCAAGAACUACUCGACCUGCUCGUGAAGUGCGAGAACAAGAUCCAAACUCGUAUAAAGAUCGGUUUGAACUCCAAGAUGCCUAGUCGUUUCCCGCCUGUGGUCUUUUACACCCCCAAGGAAUUGGGUGGGCUGGGUAUGUUGUCCAUGGGACACGUUCUCAUUCCUCAGUCCGACUUGAGGUGGUCCAAACAGACGGACGUAGGAAUCACCCAUUUCCGGUCCGGUAUGAGCCACGACGAAGACCAGCUCAUUCCCAACUUGUACCGUUACAUCCAGCCUUGGGAGUCCGAAUUCAUCGAUUCGCAGAGGGUGUGGGCGGAGUACGCCCUCAAAAGACAGGAGGCCAACGCCCAGAACAGAAGGCUGACUCUGGAAGAUCUGGAAGACUCCUGGGACAGGGGUAUACCCAGAAUCAACACCCUGUUCCAGAAGGACCGUCACACCCUGGCCUACGACAAAGGUUGGAGGAUCAGGACGGAAUUCAAACAGUACCAGGUGUUGAAGCAGAAUCCCUUCUGGUGGACGCAUCAGAGACACGACGGCAAACUUUGGAACCUCAACAACUACAGAACCGACAUGAUUCAGGCCUUGGGCGGUGUCGAGGGAAUUCUUGAACACACACUCUUCAAAGGAACGUAUUUCCCGACGUGGGAAGGUCUCUUCUGGGAGAAGGCUUCGGGUUUCGAGGAGUCCAUGAAGUACAAGAAGUUGACCAACGCCCAAAGAUCCGGUCUGAACCAAAUUCCCAACCGUCGUUUCACCUUGUGGUGGUCGCCCACUAUAAACAGAGCCAAUGUAUACGUUGGUUUCCAGGUGCAACUCGAUCUUACCGGUAUUUUCAUGCACGGUAAAAUUCCGACAUUGAAGAUUUCCCUCAUCCAGAUUUUCAGGGCUCACUUGUGGCAGAAGGUGCACGAGUCUAUCGUCAUGGACUUGUGUCAGGUGUUCGAUCAAGAACUCGACGCCCUAGAAAUCGAGACGGUGCAAAAGGAAACUAUCCAUCCCAGGAAGUCUUACAAGAUGAAUUCUUCCUGCGCUGACAUCUUACUCUUCUCGGCCUACAAGUGGAACGUUUCCAGACCUUCCCUACUUGCCGAUACCAAAGACACAAUGGACAACACGACAACACAGAAAUAUUGGAUCGAUGUUCAGCUCAGAUGGGGUGACUACGAUUCUCACGAUGUGGAGCGUUACGCCAGGGCUAAGUUCCUCGAUUACACCACGGACAACAUGUCCAUAUACCCCUCACCGACUGGAGUGCUGAUCGCUAUCGAUCUAGCCUAUAACCUGCACAGCGCCUACGGAAAUUGGUACCCGGGUUGCAAGCCACUCAUCCAGCAGGCCAUGGCCAAGAUAAUGAAGGCCAACCCGGCCCUCUACGUGUUGAGGGAACGUAUAAGGAAGGCCCUGCAGCUGUAUUCCAGCGAACCCACCGAACCCUACCUGUCCAGUCAGAAUUACGGAGAGCUGUUCUCCAACCAGAUCAUCUGGUUCGUCGACGACACCAACGUGUACCGUGUCACCAUCCACAAGACGUUCGAGGGUAACUUGACCACCAAGCCCAUCAACGGCGCCAUCUUCAUAUUCAACCCUAGGACCGGUCAGCUGUUCCUGAAGAUCAUCCACACCUCGGUGUGGGCCGGUCAGAAACGUCUCGGUCAGUUGGCCAAGUGGAAGACCGCGGAAGAAGUGGCGGCCUUGAUCAGAUCCCUGCCGGUGGAGGAGCAGCCCAAACAGAUCAUCGUUACUAGGAAGGGAAUGUUGGAUCCCCUCGAGGUGCAUCUUCUCGACUUCCCUAACAUAGUCAUCAAGGGUUCGGAGCUGCAGUUGCCCUUCCAGGCUUGUCUCAAGAUCGAGAAGUUCGGCGAUCUUAUAUUGAAGGCGACGGAGCCUCAGAUGGUGCUAUUCAAUCUGUACGAUGAUUGGUUGAAAACUAUAUCUUCAUAUACGGCAUUCUCGAGGCUGAUCCUGAUAUUGAGAGCUUUGCACGUAAACACCGAAAGAACAAAGGUCAUUCUGAAACCCGACAAAACCACCAUAACCGAGCCUCAUCACAUCUGGCCAACGUUGUCUGACGACGAAUGGAUCAAGGUUGAGGUUCAACUCAAGGAUUUGAUCCUUGCCGAUUACGGAAAGAAGAACAACGUAAACGUAGCGUCGCUGACACAAUCAGAAAUCCGUGACAUCAUCCUGGGUAUGGAAAUCAGCGCGCCGUCCGCCCAGAGGCAACAGAUAGCCGAAAUCGAGAAGCAAACGAAGGAGCAGUCCCAGUUGACUGCCACGACCACGAGGACGGUGAACAAACACGGAGACGAAAUCAUUACCAGCACGACGAGCAACUACGAGACUCAAACGUUCAGCUCGAAGACCGAAUGGAGAGUCAGGGCUAUCUCGGCGACCAACUUGCAUCUCAGGACGAACCACAUCUACGUCAGUUCGGACGACAUCAAGGAGACCGGAUACACUUACAUCCUUCCCAAGAACGUGCUCAAGAAGUUCGUUACCAUCUCGGAUUUGAGGGCACAGAUAUGCGCCUUCCUAUAUGGAGUCAGCCCUCCAGACAACCCCCAGGUCAAAGAGCUCCGAUGCCUUGUACUGCCACCGCAAUGGGGUACCCAUCAAACGGUGCACAUACCGAACCUGCCUCCGAACCACCCGUUCCUCAAAGACAUGGAACCCUUGGGAUGGAUCCACACUCAGCCCAAUGAGUUGCCCCAACUGUCGCCUCAAGAUAUCACCACCCACGCCAAACUGAUGGCCGACAACCCUAACUGGGACGGCGAGAAGACCAUAAUAAUCACUUGUUCCUUCACCCCAGGUUCUUGCUCUCUGACCGCCUAUAAGUUGACUCCUUCGGGUUACGAAUGGGGCAGACAGAAUACUGAUAAGGGUAACAACCCCAAGGGGUAUCUGCCGAGUCACUACGAGAAGGUUCAGAUGCUGCUAUCAGAUAGGUUCCUGGGAUUCUUCAUGGUUCCGUCUCAGGGAUCGUGGAAUUAUAAUUUCAUGGGUGUUCGUCACGAUCCUAGUAUGAAAUACGAACUGCAGUUGGCCAAUCCGAAAGAGUUCUACCACGAGGUGCACAGACCGGCCCAUUUCUUGAAUUUCUCAUCUCUGGAGGAUGGAGAUGGUUCUGGAGCAGACAGAGAAGAUGCGUUUGCAUAGAGCCUUUUUUUUGAGGGUAAAUAAUUGUGACUGUACAGUUAAUUUUAAGUUUUAUUCUAUAGUUUCGUUAAUUUCACUUUUGUAAUCUGAUGUUAAUGAUCAUUGUCCUAUCAACUUUGGAUUAGUUGUUUUCAAUUCUAUGUAAUAUAAUAUUUUGGAUUUCA
Messenger RNA from Harmonia axyridis, 7441 nucleotides. RefSeq names its product pre-mRNA-processing-splicing factor 8 (gene Prp8). Gene Ontology annotation, cellular component: U5 snRNP; catalytic step 2 spliceosome. Lineage: Eukaryota; Metazoa; Arthropoda; Insecta; Coleoptera; Coccinellidae. The coding region runs from base 174 to 7277 and encodes 2367 amino acids. Gene Ontology annotation, biological process: spliceosomal tri-snRNP complex assembly; mRNA splicing, via spliceosome. The transcript has 26 exons. The record is from RefSeq and is a predicted model, not a curated record. Gene Ontology annotation, molecular function: U6 snRNA binding; U5 snRNA binding; protein binding.